Messenger RNA from Apus apus (common swift), 1845 nucleotides. RefSeq names its product sperm adhesion molecule 1 (gene SPAM1). The record is from RefSeq and is a predicted model, not a curated record. Gene Ontology annotation, molecular function: hyalurononglucosaminidase activity. Gene Ontology annotation, cellular component: acrosomal vesicle. Bases 122 to 1816 code for a protein of 564 amino acids. Lineage: Eukaryota; Metazoa; Chordata; Aves; Apodiformes; Apodidae. Gene Ontology annotation, biological process: hyaluronan catabolic process; carbohydrate metabolic process; fusion of sperm to egg plasma membrane involved in single fertilization. The transcript is spliced from 3 exons.
AUUAAUCUGAAGAAAUAUAUUGUAUGGUAAAGCUUUUGACAGGUUACCAACCUUCUGAACACCCAGAGAGCAUUUAAUUUUCAUCUGAUCAGAAGCACCUAAUGUCACUGUACAUAGUAAAAUGGAAACUCUAAGACAAAGUUUUGGCAUUUGUGUUACCUCUACAUAUCGUAUAACAUCCUGUAUGUUGUUCACCACGCUUCUAGUUUCUUGCUGCUCAUCUCUGAACAUAAGAGCUCGUCCACUUCUUUCUAAUUCACCUUUCCUUUCUAUCUGGAACGCUCCUACAGAGCUUUGUACUGAAAGGACAGGAGUGCAGCUGGACAUGAAUUUUUUUUCUCUCAUUGGAAGCACACUGAAGACAUCCAUUGGGCAAAACAUUACUCUCUUCUACCCAGACAGGCUCGGCUACUAUCCUUACAAAAAUGAAAUCACAGGAGAGGCGUUCAACGGAGGACUCCCCCAACUGUCACUGCUGGACAAUCAUUUAAACAAAGCCAAAGAGGACAUCCAGUUCUAUAUUCCUUCAGAUGAAGAGUUUGGAUUGGCUAUCAUUGACUGGGAAAACUGGAGACCUAUGUGGAUAAGAAACUGGGGAAUGAAGGAUAUUUAUAGACAGGAAUCCAUUGAACUGGUUCAGCAGAGAGACCUCAGUCUAUCAGAAGCCGAGGCCAGGACUAUAGCUAAAAUGGAAUUUGAAGCUGCAGCAAAAUUAGUUAUGUUGGAAACUUUAAAGCUGGGUGUAGAAAUGAGGCCAAAUCGUCUGUGGGGAUAUUACCUUUAUCCAGACUGUUAUAACUAUGAUUACAAACAAAACCCACAGAAUUAUACAGGAACCUGUUUAGAUAUUGAAAUAGAAAGAAAUAAUGAGCUUAACUGGUUGUGGGAGGAGAGCACAGCACUUUAUCCAUCUGUCUACCUAGAGACAGCCUUAAGAUCUUCCAGAAAUGCCCGAUUCUUUGUUCGCAACAGAGUUCAAGAAGCCAUCAGAAUUUCACAUGUAUCUAAUUCUACUCAUCCCCUUCCAGUUUUUGUAUAUACACGUCCAGUAUUCACAGAUGUCCCUGAGGAAUACCUCUCUCAGGAUGAUCUGGUAAACACCAUUGGAGAAUCUGCUGCACUGGGUGCUUCUGGAAUUGUGAUCUGGGGUGAUAUGAAUUUAACACAAAAUAAGAACACCUGUAGGACUCUGGACAACUACCUGAAGAGGACUUUGACCCCGUACCUCAUCAAUGUCACGAUGGCAGCUAGAAUCUGUAGCCAAGUCCUAUGCCAAGACUCUGGUGCUUGUGUACGGAAAAAAUGGAACUCCAGUGACUAUCUUCACUUGAACCCUGAGAAUAUUGUCAUUCAAAUGACAAAGGAUGGAAAAUACACUCUGCAAGGGCAACCAACGUUUCAGGAUCUGCAAAUGUUCAUAGAAAAAUUUGAUUGUCACUGUUAUGCAGGGCACAGUUGUGAACCUAGAGUUGAUAUAAAUGACAUCGAUUACCUCCAUGUUUGCAUUUCAAAAGAUAUUUGCAUUCACAUAUCCUCAAAUUCACUUUCUAAUAUAGAAGCCUCUGAAGAAAAGAUCCUGUCUAACAGAACUGUAUUUUCACUUACCUCUCAGAGUAAGGCAACGUUAUCUACGCAUCCUGAAACAGAAGGCUUUCAGUCUACCUUCAGAACAAUUGCAGAAUAUAACACUCUCACAGCUGCUACAGGAUAUGAUUUAGAAGCAAAUCAUACUCGUACUUGCAGCAGUUCUUCAUCCUGUAAAAUAAGGAUGAUUCAUCUGUGUUGUUUAAUUAUAAUUUUUAGAACCUUAAUAUAAAUAACCCAUCAGAGUGAGAAUAUUCUUUC